This is a messenger RNA of Trichobilharzia regenti, 720 nucleotides long. The record is from the annotation of a GenBank genome assembly. Lineage: Eukaryota; Metazoa; Platyhelminthes; Trematoda; Strigeidida; Schistosomatidae.
GAAAUCGAAUACUGGAAUUUCGAAUUUCAUGAAGGAGAAACAAUUCGGUAACGACUACGGGAAACUGGAAUCGUAUUAUUUUGAUCGACUAAUUGAAGCUAUUCAAUCAGUUCAACCAGAAGGAUACGCGAUUACACCAGUUGUUUCGCAUGAAGUAUUUCAGAAUGGUUAUCGUGUAAGUGAAUCCUUUUACCUUUUUAAAAUGAAACACCCCUCGCAAAUAAGUAGUAUCUGUAGAGUGUCGCCCGCAUCGGUCGAGCAAGUAUUUAUGCGAAUAGUUUUAUGUGUAUAUCUGUUCACAUUGGCUGCAUUAGCUGAACCAGACAUGUUAAAUUUGGUGGGUCCAUGUGAUGCAGGUGAACUUAGUAUUCGUUCAUGUUUCCUAAACUCAGGUUCCCAACAUCAGGGUUAGUUUCUCCUCUAGUCAUAGGCAGUAUUCUCCAGUGUCUUGUUUCCUGGUGACCACUGCCGCAUACGUCGUCAAAGUUAAUUCAGAAAAGCUUCAAAUUUCUUUCUCUACAUGGAAUAGUGUAUAGUUUAUGCAUUCAAGACUUUGAUUAAUGCAUAUUAUAUUGCAAUGUAUACUCAGAAGAAAGAUAACAACAGUCCCUGUAUGGUGACAUUCAACAGUCGAUUCCAAGAAAAGCGUUAUGAAGUAAACUCAAAAGUACAAUGUUCAUUUUUCUGUGAGUGAGGUCUACGUAACUGUGGUCUGUCGUC